Messenger RNA from Dama dama (fallow deer), 3547 nucleotides. RefSeq names its product glutathione S-transferase C-terminal domain containing (gene GSTCD). NCBI's taxonomy places the organism in Eukaryota, Metazoa, Chordata, Mammalia, Artiodactyla, Cervidae. The record is from RefSeq and is a predicted model, not a curated record. Bases 351 to 2246 code for a protein of 631 amino acids. The transcript has 13 exons.
UGACGGCCGCUGCCGCUGCUUCCUUGAAGCGCUCUUCAUUGUUUCUCUCGUGGCGUCGCUGGCCCCGAGUGGCCAGCAGACGAAGACUCCCUGAAGUGGCCUUGGGAAACACGGCUCGGGCGGGGCUGGAAUGCGCUGGCGGCCCCUGUCGCCUACCCACUCACGCACCCUCCCUGCCUGGCCGCGCCUCUGCGACCAGGUUAGCAUUUCAUGCUGUGGUUCCUUGUUAAUUGUGAGGUCAAGCUUAUCUGCAAGCAUUAUGAUUCUAUGGCAACAUAUGAUUCCCUGAUUCUAUGGAGAGAAGAUGCCACAGUUCCCUAAUGGCUAAGGUAACCCAAUGAAAGAAGAAAAUGAAAGGCAUUAAGAAAAGCCUUACAGAAGAAUAUCUGUACUUGGACUUUUCUCACCAAAAAGAAGGGUGCAUCUUUCCUCUUCAUACGUCUGUAACUUUAUUUUUGUUAUCAUACUGUGACUGCACAGUCUUUAAAGUUUACUUAGUCCUCCCUGGAGAAAGCACAAGUAUUUCACUACCUAAAGAUGUACCAUCUGAAGGUGUUGAAAUACAGAUUAUUUCAAGGCAAGAGCUUCCACCAAUAGUCCAGAGUUGCUGUUUACCUGCAGUAGUAGAAAGACCAGACAAUUUCUGUAGAGCAGGACUUGCUGUCGUUCUGAGACACAUAAUCCAGAAGUCAUAUGAAGCAGACCCCUCAAAGAAGGAAAUUUUGGAACUUCUGGGUUUUAAGAAGACUUGCUUGAAAGCUUGUGCUGAAGUUAGUCAAUGGACCAGGCUAUGUGAACUUACCAUCCCUUUAGCUGUUGAGAAUUUUCUCAAAGAAGCUUUUGAUCAACUCCCGACUAUUCCUGCUGCAAUACUAGAGCUUGAGAAAAAGCUUAGUGAACCCGUUAGAGUGCAUAAUGAUGACAAACUCCGGCGUCAGAAGCUAAAGCAACAGAAGGCUGCCGGGGUUGGACCUUCCCUUGCCAAGGAAAGAAUGCAGAACAAGGGUCAUGGGCAGGAAACAUCUGAAGAGCGGCACUCCUCAUCUGCAAGCCUGGAACUGAAAGUGGCCUUCUCAAAGCUCACAGUACACAAGGAGCCCACUUCUGCCAGCAGAGAGCCUUCUCACGUCAGAAAAGCAAAAGCCUCUGACCUGCCUCCUCUGGACCACGUGUUCGCAGAAGGCCUGUACUUCACGUUGGCAGAUAUUGUGCUCUUGCCCUGUAUCCAUCAUUUUUUGGUAAUCAUCUGCAGGAAACUUUCUGGAAAGCUGGCAGAAUUCCCGCUACUGGCUGCCUGGUACCAGCGGGUUCAGGAAGUGCCAAGAGUGCAAACGGCAGCUUCUCAGUGUGGGAUCCAGUUUCUCAGUUUACCAGAAUUACAGACCGCCUCAAGUCAACAGCCCCCAAACUUAGAUGAGACCCCAUGUGCAGAGGAGCAAAAUGAUCCUUCGUUCAUUGGAGGACCAAGACCCACUAUGACUAAAUUAAUGGAAAAAGGCAUUGAAGUGAUGUUUUCUCCCCACCCCUGCCCUACUUGGACCCUUGAUUGGGAUAUACUUCCUGCAGCAGUGAGCCCAAAAGAAGGUAAAAUGUCCAGUGAUCGAGCUUUGAGGAAGCAGCAACAGUUGAACAACCUUGUUUAUAUGGUGACAAAUCAGGCCAAACCUGGUGACAGAAUUGUGGAUUUCUGUAGUGGUGGGGGCCAUGUUGGGAUUGUCCUAGCUCACAUGAUGCCAUCAUGCCAGGUUAUACUAAUAGAAAACAAGGAAUUAUCAUUAAUUCGUGCUAAGAAGAGAAGUGAUGAACUAGGUUUAAGCAACAUUUGGUUCAUUCAAGCAAAUAUGGAGUAUUUUACAGGGAUGUUUAAUAUUGGGGUGGCGUUGCAUGCGUGUGGAGUGGCAACAGACAUGGUGAUCGAACACUGCCUCAAAACACGGGCUUCCUUUGUCACAUGCCCUUGCUGUUACGGUUUCAUUCAGAACACCUCCAAGUUUAAUUUUCCAAAAAGUGAACAAUUCAAGAAAACAUUAUCAUACAAGGAACACAUGAUUCUGUGCAGAUUUGCAGACCAGACAGCUGUCCAGCUUCCACCCCAACGAAGGCUCACAGGAAAACAGUGCAUGUGCCUGGUGGAUCUGGAUCGAGCAAGAGCUGCAGAAGAACGUGGCUACUCCGUUCAAGUGAUAUCCAUGGAGCCAGAGAGCUGCUCUCCCAAAAAUAACAUGAUCGUGGGAGUCCCCAUUUAGAACAAGAUAUUCACAUUUGAUGUUUUGCCAUCCCUCUCCAUGAUAAAAGCCCGGUGGCAUUCGGGAGAGCCUUGGCAUAACUAGGAAACAGCAGUAGCCAUCUUGAACCUAUUGUGCUCAGGAAAGAACGCAGCGGGAAAGUCUUAGAGGAGGGCUGCCUGCAAAGCAUCACAAAUGCUCCUGUAAUGUGUGAUUAAAGGACCGCUGGUGUUCAUAGUGAGAAUCCUCUGAAGUCUCAGCUGCGGGCAGAAUGAUACUCAGGAGAGGAGGUUCCAUCACUGGAAUAACAAUUUCCUUCUUGUCUCACAGCCUUUCUGAUCUUGCCAGUGUGGUGUUCAGUGCAAAAUAGUUAACUCACACUCUUAUAACCAUUUAGAGAUUCAAAUGGAGACCAAAACUUGACUCAGUGGGGUUUUUUUGUUCUUUAUAUUUUUAGCAAUUGUACUUUUUAAAUAAUUUUUUUUUUCAAAAACCCAGUCAGAUAGUUACAGUAUGCUUGUAUUUUUAAGCUGGGGUGAGUUGGACUUCUAUAUCAUUUCAGGUACUCCUUUUAAAUAUACUUCUCAUAAAUUACCAAAUGAGAUCAUUGCUGGUUUAACCAAAACAUUUUAUAUGAAGAUAUUAUAAAAUAAUUUUGGUAAAUUUCCCAUUACAAGAACAUGUAAUUGGGACAUAAAUUCUAACUAAUUAGUCAGUACAUUGAUUUAUUAAUUCAAGUCAAUAAAUAUUGCAGAUCCAUUAAUUUCAAGAUCCUGGCCUAGAUUCUUCUAAGGAUGUAAAGACGAGUUGCAAGAGACACAGUGCCUUGCCUGUGGAAGUAAAUCAUGGUACAGAAGAAAGGUUCAUGAAUUAAUUAAGUUCUUUAUAUCGUAAAAUAAUAUGUGGUCCCAGGGUUUGUUUUUCAGAUACCAAUCAUUUUUUAUUAAUUUUUGGGGGGGCAAAACUUGCUGAAUGUAACUUGGAGGUAGAAGGAAUAGAGUACAGAGGCUUAUUUGAGUAAUUCUCCCCACUCACAUUGUUCUUAUUCCACCAGCCAAAGUUUUUAAAACCAGCUGCCAAGUCCUUUCUCACAUGCUGCUGAUUAUUUUUUUACAUGUUCCGAGUUAUUCCACUUGAGAUAAAAUUUAUUUCAUCGAUUUUGAUAUUUUCAACCCCUGUAUGACACAUAUCAUGAUGAGAAAGGGCUUUCAUAAAUAACUCUUUCAUUACUGUGAACUAAAGCACAGGAAUCAUUUAUUACAGGGACAGGGGUUUGAACUCUUGCUUUCUAGGCUAAAAUUAAAUAAAAGAAGCAAACAUCA